UACGAGACGGUACAUGAGAAAUUAUAAUGACGUCUGUCAAAAGGGGUCAAUUCAAUGUCAGUACAGAACUAACCACAAGCGCUAACGGUAUAUGAACCUUUAAGUUUACAUCUAUAAUGUAGUGUAAUAAUAAAUGAGUGGAAAUAUAGUUCAUUUUCAAUAUAUAUAAAUAUGUUUCAUUAGUGCCUUAACAUAUUUUGGUCCUUCGAUGGGCCGUUAGUGCUGAUAAACUGUGACUACGAACUAUGUGCGUGGACACGGUGUGGUGCAAAGGUCAGCGGCCGACUCCAUAUCGUCGGUGUUGUGCAGUGCGCAAAUUUGCUGAACUGAUGUGAGGUGUUCUGUGCUCGGAUUUUUAUUUGCAAGUUGCAAAUCAAGGACCUACAGUGAAAAACGCAGUGCGUGUCUGUAGAAGCUUAUUGGCGUGGCAAGUUGUCACCAGCGUUUCCCGGGUGCAGUGCUCGCCGGGACGCAAUACCGAAUGCGAGUUUCGGCGUCUGUUCGUUGAGCAGAGGUUUUUUUUCAAAUACGCAAGUUGCGUAUACCCCGCGUGCAGUGCUCGUGUGGACACAAUUUUAUGUCUCGAAGUUCGGGCAUUUCCAGAGUUCAGUGAAGUUUUGUUGCUUUGCGCAAGUUGUGCUAGCUGUUAAUUACAAGCCCGUGUGCAGUGCAAACGAGGUUAUAUUGACAUUUAUUUCGAGCUUUAAUGGCCCCUAUAGUGGUCAAUCUUCAGUGUAAUUACGCUAUUAAAUAUUAAAGACAAUUCCGUUCUAACAGUCAGUGACUGUGUGUGAAUUAAUAUCAUAAAUCAUAAUUUGCAUAUUUGCUUCAGUUGCAUAUUAGUGUGCUAUACUAUAUACAGCCAUUUUCCCGUUGGGUACCUCUUAAGGAACAUUUGACUAUUUGGUUCAUUCAUUGCCAAUUAAAAUUCGUUCAUUUCCGUGCAUCUAUUUCCGAUAGAAAUAGGACCAAUAGUUGUCGACUUUGUACAACUUCACUCAAUUGCGUUUCGGUUGUACAAAGUUAUUUACGCAGUAAGUUCAAUACGCACGAGUUAAUUGCAACGGGAAGAGUUCGCUUGGAUUGCAUAUCUUGCAAGAACGAAACGUCGUCGGACAUCGAGUUCUACGUCAAGCUUCGGGUCGCAGCCGCGUGCGCCUAUUGGCCGUGCGCAGCGCGCUUCAUCCCGCUCCGUUCCAAUAGCAACAUAGCAAUCUUUCGUUCGUGCAUCAUUCACUCAUCGGACGCCAUUAAUUAUAACAAAGCUGUGUACUUUUAAUUUGCUUUGCUUAUUAUCCUUUUACUUUCGCCAUAUUGUUUGUGCAAAAGUGUUUUCGGCUUCCUUUACCCCUUUGCAAGUGUUGUUUUUUGCAUUAAUAAUAGCGAAAAUUAACCGCGUGAUAGCGCUCACGUUGUUUAUAAUUAAGUGUGCAUUGCAAGUUGCAAAUUGUAUACGGCACUGUGUGCGAGGCCUUGCCAGUUUUAUAUAUUAUAUAUACGCUUUGGGCGUAAACAACAAGCGGUUUCGUGUGUAUGCAUCGAGGUGUUGUCAAGUCAUCAUGACUGACGACGAUCUCAAGAGGCUACGGGCGGCCAGGGGACAAUUAAAGGCGGCUCUCACAAGAAUGAUGGCCUUUAAGGCGGCGGCGGAAGCUGCUCCUAAUAGUGACGCGGACCCAUUGCUCUUUAGACAAAAAAAGGAUAGGCUAGAUAAAAUCUUUGAAGAGUAUAAGGAGCUCAAUCUUGAAAUCUCGCUGCUGGACCCGGCUGAUGCCGAGCGUAUCGAAGAUUUCGAAGAAAAGUACGAUGUACUUCAAUCCUUUUAUGCGGGCAUAAUAAAUGCAGCGUUGGGUGAAUCUACCCAGAUCGCAUCGACGCAGCGAUCCUUCACAUCCCCCGUGGGCUGUAACGCGUCGCCAUUCAGGCUGCCACCUAUAAAUUUGAAGGUGUUUAGUGGUGAGGUAGGUGAUUAUCAAAAUUUUAUCUCGCUAUUUAACAGUGUCAUUGAUGCUGAUGUAAAAUUAAAGGCCUGUGAAAAGCUAUAUUAUUUAAAAACUUAUUUGAGUGGAGAGGCCUUGGCGCUAGUUAACUAUUUACCCCUCACGGCCGACUCUUACCCCAUUGCCAUUGAUCUUUUGAAACAAAGGUAUGACAAUAAAAAACAGUUAGUUAAUCAUCAUGUAAUUUCCAUUUUGGACUUGCCGCCUAUGCAAAGAGCAUCUGCAGGAUGCAUAAGAAACUUAGUUUCGGUAACUAGGCAGCACCUAGGUGCACUAACCAAUUUAAAUGCCCCGGUUUCUCAGUGGGAUUUAGUGAUAAUUGCAAUUUUGCAGAGGAAACUUGACCAAUAUACUUUGAGGGCUUACCAUUUAGAAAAUCAAAGCAACAAUGAUUUGCCAAAGCUCAAUGAUUUUUUAACCUUUCUAGAGCAACGAGCUGCUGCCUUGGAGACACUGGGAGAGCGCACGCCUACUGGGCGACGCUCUAGUUUAAGUUCAACAUUAAGUAAUGUCAAGGUGGUUAAGCCGCUGAAGUCUAAAUGUAAGUACUGUCAAUCUAUUGUUCACAAGCUGCACCAGUGCUCAACUUUCAAAUUAAUGGAGCCUCAUAAGAGAAAACAAUUUGUGGUGUCUAACAAAUUAUGUAGCAUUUGUUUAAAUGAACAUGUUGGUCAAAAAUGCAUCUACUCUUUUAAGUGUGCUAUUUGCAAGGGCAAGCAUAAUACUUUAUUGCAUGAGGAAGUUCCUCAACAGUGUGCGACUGUGUCGCAAAUGGAAACAACUGAAAAUCCUAUUUCUGGGUACACUAGUUUAUUAUUAAGUAGGAGAGGUAAUGACCUUUUACCUAUGAUUGUUCGUUGUCUUCUAGACACAGGUAGUCAGAUUACCUUUUUGCGUUCUGAUGUAGCAGAGCAGUUAGGAUGUGAAUUAUACCCUGAUGAUUCGGUACUCUCAGGGGUGUGCGAUGCUCCCAGCUUUAAAGCCAGGCAGACUUCAUUGAAGGUUCAUUCCAUGGUAACGGAGUAUAGUGUCACAGUGACCUGCAAUGUUGUUAAAAAUAUAACGGCUAAUAUGCCACAGUUCUCUCUCAGGAAUGAAGUAAUAAACAUACCGCUCAAUGUCCAAUUAGCUGAUGAUAGUUUUGAUAUUUCUUCAAGAAUUGAUAUACUAUUAGCAUCCCACGUAUUCUUUCAGGCACUUUUACCGGAGCAGCUGCCUGCCUUGCCUAGCAAGCUGGUCUUGCAAAAUACACGCUUCGGGUUUAUUGUAGCUGGCCUGGCCGGUUGCUCCAAUGUAGCCCCGGCAACAAACUUAGCUUCAAAUUUUUGCUGUCAACAGCUGACACAGAAUAAUGACAUAAGUAAAUUAGAUAAUAUUGUAUCCCAAUUUUGGUUAACUGAGAAAGUUCCAGAAACAUAUACAGAGGCCAGCUCUGAACAAGAGUUAGCUGAAACAAUAUUUCAGGAGACUGUAGUCUUAAAGGAUAAUAAAUUUGAGGUGGCAUUGCCACUCAAACAGAAUAUUAAUGAUCUGUAUUUGGGUGAUUCACUGUCAUGUGCUUUAAAACGAUUCUUAAAUUUAGAAUUGCGGUUUAAGAAAGAUAAUGACUUGUAUUUAAAAUAUAAAUCUUUCAUAGAUGAGUAUGUGCGUUUGGGCCAUGCAAAGUAUGUCGACAUUUCGGAGUAUAACUUGGAAGGGGAAGCAGUAUAUCUUCUUGCCCACCACCCUGUUUUCAACCCCUCUAGUAGAACUUCAUCCCUGAGGGUAGUCUUUGAUGGAUCAAUGCCUACUUUGGCUAAAAUUUCGCUGAAUGACGUUUUAUUAAAUGGGCCUGUUGUACAGAAUGAUCUGUUUAGUAUUUUGGUCUUGUUUCGACUAUAUAAGUUCAUUUUGAACUGCGAUAUACAAAAAAUGUUUAGAGCUAUUUCAUUAGCUCCAGAGCAUAGGCCUUUGCAAAACAUUUUAUGGCGUAAAGAUAAGAAUGCAGAUAUACAAUGCCUUCAGCUGCAGACUGUAACUUACGGUCUAAAAAGUUCGUCAUUUCUAGCCACUAGGUGCCUAUUAGAGUUAGUGAAUAGAUACAAAAACGACUAUCCCCUGGCCGCAGAAGCCUUGUUAUAUAAUACGUACGUUGACGAUAUCAACCUGGUUGCUAAUGAUAUGAACCAAAUUUUGUCAGCCAAGACACAAUUGAUAGCCUUACUAAAGUUAGGUGGCUUUGAACUGCACAAGUGGUGCUCAAAUGUAGAUGAUUUAUUGGAUGAUAUCCCACUUAGCUCACAAACUAAGGCAGUAGUAGACUUUUCCAAUGAAAAGGACCCAAUUGUGAAAACUUUAGGUAUCCAAUGUGACUUGGCUUCGGACACUAUUAUAAUGGUUGCCCCUAAACAGGAGGUUUGUGACAAUUACACAAAAGGAGGUUUAUUGUCCUUUGUCAGCAGACUUUUCGAUCCUUUAGGCUUAGUCGGGCCUGCCAUAGUCAAUGCUAAACUGCUUUUACAGCAGACCUGGUUGGAAAAGCUCCAGUGGAACUCUCCGCUGCCAGACCACUUAAAUCAAGGGAUCAAAAGGUUUGCGACUAGUUUGAAUAAGAUGAAAAGCAUUAUUGUCAAAAGAAAUUUAGACACAUCCAAUGCUAAAACUAUAGAUAUAAUUGGUUAUGCUGAUGCUAGUGCAAAGGCUCAUGGAUGUUGUUUAUACCUCAGAAUUGUAAAUUUAGAUGAUAGUGUUAGCGUUGGCCUGUUGUGUUCUAAGUCGAGAGUGAAUCCGAUACAGCAAUUGAGUAUUCCGAGAGCAGAGCUUAAUGCAGCUUUGCUUCUGGCCAAGUUAGUUAAAAAGGUCUAUGACCUCAUCAAAGAUAGAUUUGAGGUUAAAGUUUACCUGUUCCUAGAUUCUCAAGUUGUGUUGUGUUGGCUCGCGACAAGCCCAUUAAAACUCAAUGUCUAUGUUGCCAAUAGGGUAAAAUGUAUACAGGAGACGACUCAGGGGUUCUCUUGGUAUUAUGUGCCAACAGAACAGAAUCCAGCUGACCUUUUGUCAAGGGGCAUUGACCCACAUUUAUUGCAAGGUAAUGACUUAUGGUUCUAUGGACCUGCAUCCUUAAAAACAGCUGAUUUUCUGCCCAAAAGUGGAUAUGAAAUGCCAGGAGAAAUUCCUGAAUUAAAGAUUUCACAUGUAAUUGAAAAGAGUGAGCCCUUGCCUCUGUUCAUAGAUUGUUCAAAUAUAGAUAAGAUUAAACGGAUUGUAUCCUAUAUGUAUAGAUUUGUCAAUAACUGUAAGGUCAAAUCAGAAGAUAGACUGUCAGGGAAUCUAAUGCCUGAAGAAUUGGAUCUUGCUUUAAAAAUUGUUCUAAGAUGUGUGCAGGUACAGUACUUUGCACAAGAAAUAAAGGCUUUAAAUUUAAAGUUGCCUAUAAAGUCAAACCUUCAGGCGUUGAACCCGUUUCUUGAUAAUAUGCACCUAAUGCGUGUAGGUGGUCGGUUGCAACAUGCUGACGUGCCUUAUGCCACUAAACAUCCCAUAAUAUUGCCAAAGGGCUGUAAGCUUGUGCAUUACUUAAUAGAAAAAGAGCAUAGGGUUCUAUUGCAUGCUGGAGCCAAGCUUGUCUUGUCAGAUUUAAGUUUAAGGUACCAUAUCAUUAACGGUAUAAGAGAAGUUAAAUGAGUUAUAAAUAAGUGUAUCAUUUGUUUUAAGUUAAAAGCAAAGGGUCUGUCAUAAGAACAAGCAUAUAUAAAGUGUGUGUUCUACCAAUAGAUAGUUAAGUUCAAUAACAACUAGUUUAUAUAAACCUUUUUGUGGUUGGGAAUAUGUACGAGACGGUACAUGAGAAAUUAUAAUGACGUCUGUCAAAAGGGGUCAAUUCAAUGUCAGUACAGAACUAACCACAAGCGCUAACGGUAUAUGAACCUUUAAGUUUACAUCUAUAAUGUAGUGUAAUAAUAAAUGAGUGGAAAUAUAGUUCAUUUUCAAUAUAUAUAAA
Cydia pomonella (codling moth) is the source of this 5979-nucleotide messenger RNA. RefSeq lists its product as uncharacterized. The transcript is spliced from 2 exons. The record is from RefSeq and is a predicted model, not a curated record. The coding region runs from base 1560 to 5663 and encodes 1367 amino acids. NCBI's taxonomy places the organism in Eukaryota, Metazoa, Arthropoda, Insecta, Lepidoptera, Tortricidae.